Messenger RNA from Durotheca rogersii, 1433 nucleotides. RefSeq lists its product as uncharacterized. Gene Ontology annotation, molecular function: RNA binding. The coding region runs from base 136 to 789 and encodes 217 amino acids. Gene Ontology annotation, cellular component: nuclear exosome (RNase complex); cytoplasm. Gene Ontology annotation, biological process: RNA processing. NCBI's taxonomy places the organism in Eukaryota, Fungi, Ascomycota, Sordariomycetes, Xylariales, Xylariaceae. The transcript has 2 exons. The record is from RefSeq and is a predicted model, not a curated record.
UCCCCUUCGCUUGCAUUUUUAAAAUCACCAAUUUAACUGCCUGCCAACCUACCAGUAAUCACCCUUAAUUCCUCUCUUAACUCCGUCGCCAACCCGCCGCCGUGCGAGGCCACCGCUCGACUCUAAACGAAUACGAUGGCCCACACCGUCGCCGUCCCUGGACAGCUGCUGGGUCCCGCUGACAAGUACGUCGCCGGCCCGGGCACCCACGUCCACGAGUCGAACCUGUACUCCUCGCUUCUCGGCGCCAUCGCCAUCGCCCAGCCCGACAAGGCCCCAGGCCCCACGAAGCGUUUGACCAAGAUCGCGGUGAUGAACAGCACGUCGUCCUCCUCCUCCAAGGCGGGCGGCGCCCAGCUUCCCACCAUAUCCGUGUCGCGGUCGUCGGGCCCCGAGGAGAAGCGCGAGGUGCUGCCGGAGGUGGGCAACGCGGUGCUGUGCCGGGUGACGCGCAUCACGCCGCGCCACGCCACCGUCGCCAUCCUCGUCGUCGGCGACACCGUGCUCGAGGCCGAGUGGCAGGGCCUCGUCCGCGCCCAGGACGUCCGCGCGACCGAGAAAGACAAGGUUAAGAUCUACGAGAGCUUCCGCCCGGGCGACAUCGUGCGGGCGCGCGUGAUCUCGUUAGGUGACCAGGCCAACUACUACCUCUCGACCGCGAGCAACGAACUCGGCGUCAUCAUGGCCACGAGCGAGGCCGGAAACACCAUGUACCCCGUCAGCUGGAAAGAGUGCAAAGACCCGGAGACCGGUCUCAGCGAGAAUCGGAAAGUGGCCCGGCCCCUGUGAGCUAGCUUCAUGCCUACCCGUUGCGGCCCAGUUUCAGCAUAUCCUCUGCUCGCAGGCAGUUUUCGAAGCUAUCCCCUCCGACCUAGAGCGUCAGCUAUACUCAGUCGCCUCCCCGGCCACCGGCCUUAUUCGCGGACUCUGCUCCCGAUUGGCUCUCAGUUACGAUUUGUUAUAAAGCUCCGAGAUGUGCAUAGCGAGACUAGGCGGUUCUCAGGGGCACUUGGGGCGAGGAUGGGGGGGUUUCCAACUUAGAGAACAGCCCCAGGAGACCGGCGAGGCCCUGUGCUAUUUAUUCGUAACGUCGGGGAUAAAACGUGGCGGCGGACUGUCCGAACUGUGCACUGCGACAGGAGGGACUGCCGCGUGUGUUGCCUGUCUGCACACGAGCCACAGACGAAUGCUGAAGAUGGCGCCCAUUGAGCAACCGUGUCCCAUGCAUCCCCAUUACCUAUGGCUUUAGACAGCCACAGGAGGACAGACUCGGAUUUGUCACAUGAAGGCGUAGCCACGACGCAAGAGACAAGCAUAGCACAGGCAGAAGAAUAUGAGUAGACCAUGAAUAUUAUGCGACCCCGCGGAUCGAAUUCGUAGCACAUGUCCAAGUCCCUGUCACACUCGAAACCACGCAGGGUCCGGUUUGAAGA